Molecule: messenger RNA, 3566 nt
Organism: Vespula pensylvanica (western yellowjacket)
Lineage: Eukaryota; Metazoa; Arthropoda; Insecta; Hymenoptera; Vespidae
Exons: 25
Molecular function (GO): heme binding; oxidoreductase activity, acting on paired donors, with incorporation or reduction of molecular oxygen; iron ion binding
Source: RefSeq, a predicted model, not a curated record
AAGACUAAAAUUUCACUUCGCGAGAAUUAUUUAGACAACAAUUCGACUAGCUAGAUUGAUCCUAUUUUAACAACACGUUUAAUUCCUAGACAAAGAUUCAUCAUUAUUGCCGAAUAGUCCCUCUAUGACCGUGUAAUAUAUAAUGUUUUUCACGAUCUUAUUGGGUUUCUUUACACUAUUAUUUCUAUUGCACUUCUCUAUAAGAUAUGGGAGAUUAGGAAGAAUCUCCAGUCGAAUUCCUGGACCGAAAGCAUAUCCGAUAAUAGGAAAUUUAUAUCAUAUUCUAGUUGAUGAUAAACAAAUACUCUACAAAUUCUGGGAAAUUGAUGAAAAAUUUUAUCCAAUCCAUAGACUCUGGUGCUGUUUUUUUUCGUUUGUAACUCUAAUUCAUCCGGAAGAUAUCGAGAUAUUAUUGAGGAGUACUCAACAUCUACAAAAAAAUGUACCUUACAAAUUUUUACGUCCCUGGCUUUCCACUGGAUUAAUAACUAGUGAAGGUGAAAAAUGGCAACAAAGACGAAAAAUCUUGACACCAACUUUCCAUUUCAAUAUUCUUAAACAUUUCAUCCUCACAUUUAACGAGGAGGCACAAUAUCUUGUAAAGUCACUGAAAGAAAAAGGAGAAGGAAAUCCGAUCAUUAGAGAUUUACAGGAAUUCAUACCCGAAUAUACUUUAAACACAAUAUGCAAGACGGCGAUGGGAACUCCUUUAAAAGGGUCUGGCGAACGUGAAACUAAAUAUCGGAAUGCUGUUCAUGAUUUCGGCAAAAUGAUGGUCUAUAGAGUAACAAGACCUUGGUAUCACAUCGAUACUAUAUUUGCAUUAUCUCCAAAUGGUCAGAAGGAAAAGGAAUUGGUGAAAACGCUUCACGAUUUUUCGAAAAAGAUAAUAGCAGAGAGGAAACUUUUUCAUGAACAAACUAACAGGAAAUAUUUAGAAAACUUUGAAGAAAUGCACGAGAAUCAUAUUUCUUCCGAAACAAUCAAAGAAGAUAAUAAGAAUCCGACAUUCAAGAAAAGACUGGCUAUGCUAGAUUUACUUAUAGCCGCUUCUCUGAAAGAUAAUCAAUUCGAUGAAGAAGGAAUACGAGAAGAAGUCGAUACUUUUGUGUUUGCAGGUUAUGACACUACGGCAAUGGCCUUAUGCUUCUCUUUACUUCUUUUUGCUAAACACAAAGAUGUUCAGGAACGUAUUAGAAACGAAGUGAAGACAAUUAUAGAAAAAAGAGAUCUUAAAUUGACGCUCUCGGAUAUUCGAGAAUUUUCAUAUUUGGAAAGAUGUCUUAAAGAAUCACUUCGUUUAUAUCCCAGUGUUAAUUCUAUAACUCGUUAUAUAACUCAGGAUUUACAGCUGAAAAAUUAUUUAAUCCCUGCUGGUACGAACUGUAAAAUAAGUAUCCAUAGUGUACACAGGAAUUCAGAUUUAUGGCCAAAUCCCGAAGUUUUCGAUCCCGAUAGAUUUUUACCGGAAAAUGUAGCAAAACGUAAUCCUUAUUCUUACAUUCCGUUUAGUGCUGGACCAAGGAAUUGCAUCGGUCAAAAAUACGCAAUGCUGGAACUUAAAGUCACGAUAGCUUACAUAUUGCACCAUUUUUAUUUGGAACCAGUGGAUGAACUAGACGACGUUAAAAUAAUAGGAGAUAUUGUUCUGCGUUCUUCUAAACCUCUUCGUGUCAAAUUCGUACCUAUAAAUAUAAUGGUUUUCACGAUCUUAUUGAGCUUCUUUACACUUCUAUUUGUAUUGCAUUGCUUUAUAAGAUAUGGGAAAAUAGGAAGAAUCUGUAAUGGAAUUCCUGAACUGCAAGCAUUACCGAUAAUAGGAAAUUUAUAUCAUCUUCAAGUUGAUAACGAACACUUACUUGAAAAACUUUGGGAAAUUAAUAAGAAGUUUUCUCGAAUCCAUAGACUCUGGUCCUUUUUUUUUUCGUUAAUAAAUCUAUUUCAUCCGGAAGAUGUCGAGGUAUUAUUGAAGAGUACCCAACAUUUACACAAAAAAAUACCUUACGACUUUUUAAAACCUUGGCUUUGCAAUGGAUUGAUAACUGGUGCAGGCGAAAAAUGGCAGCAGCGACGAAAAAUCUUGACACCUACCUUUCAUUUUAAUAUUCUUAAACACUUUGUCGUCACUUUUAAUGAAGAAGCACAGCAUCUUGUAACGUCGUUGAAAAAGGAAGGAAAAGGAGAUCCGAUCGUUAAAGAUCUACAGGAACUUAUACCCGAACAUACUUUAAAUGCGAUAUGCGAAACGGCUAUGGGAAUCAAUUUAAGAGGAAUGGGCGAAUUUGCAACUAAAUAUCGCCAAGCCGUUUAUACUUUCGGCAAAAACGCAGUCUAUAGAGUAACAAGACCUUGGUAUCAUAUCGAUAUUAUAUUUGCAUUAUCGCAACGUGGUCGGCAACAAAAGGAAUUGUUAAAAACGCUUCAUAGUUUAUCGAGGAAGAUAAUAGCAGAAAGGAGACUUUUCCACGAAGAAACUAACAGGAAAUAUUUAAAAAACAUUGAAGAAAUGGAUGAGGAUCAAACUUUGUUAGAAAAAACUGACGAUUAUAAUAAGAAUUCGAUAUUCAAGAAAAAAUUGGCUAUGCUAGACUUGCUUAUUGCCGCUUCUCUGAAUGAUAAUCAAAUCGAUGAUGAAGGAAUUCGAGAAGAAGUCGAUACUUUUAUGUUCGCGGGUCACGACACUACGGCAAUGGCAUUGUGCUUUGCUUUGCUUCUUUUUGCAAAACAUAAAGAUGUUCAGGAACGUAUAAGAAAGGAAGUAAAUACGGUUAUGCAACAAAAUGAUGGUAAACUGACUAUUCCAAUGAUUCAAGAAUUUUCAUACUUGGAAAGAUGUAUUAAAGAAUCACUUCGUUUGUAUCCAAGCGUUCAUACUAUAGCUCGUUAUAUAUUUAAUGAUAUGCAACUGAAGAAUUAUUUAAUCCCAGGUGGUACGAUCUGUAAAAUAAGUAUUUACAGCUUACAUAGAAAUCCAGAAUUUUGGCCAAAUCCCGGUAUAUUCGAUCCGGAUAGAUUUUUACCGGAAAAUGUUAAGGGACGUAAUCCUUAUUCCUACGUCCCAUUUAGUGCUGGACCAAGAAACUGUAUAGGUCAAAAAUUUGCAAUGCUUGAGCUCAAACUCAUGACAGCUUACAUAUUGCACAACUUUUAUUUGGAACCUGUGGAUGAACUGGAUGACGUUAAAAUCGUAGGAGAUAUUAUUCUACGCUCGCCAAAACCACUUCGUGUCAAAUUUAUACCGAUAAAAUGACUUAAAUCGAAUUUUUCCAUAUUCCAUUUUCUCCAAAAUAAGAUAUAUUGGAAUUCUGCAAAAAAUAUUGGCAAGCCAUUUAUUAGCUACAUCGACUGAAAGAUAGAUCUCGUACAUUUUUAAUAAGUACAAAUUUAAUCUAUAAAGUCCUGCAAAUUUUUAUUAUUCGUAUGAUCGUCUCGUUGAUAAAAUCAACGUGCAAAUAUAUCAAUAUAUUAUUCUCAAGAUAAAAUAAUUUUGUCAACGUUAUGUAAACAUAAAUAAAUAUUUUGUCUUUGACAGUCGUAUCAGAUAGUAAACGAAAGGUAAUGGGAUA